AGGAUAUAAAGUGUGAUUGAACUGAACAUCAAUUUGGUUGAGCUUCAUCAUGAACCGUGCUUUUAGCAGAAAGAAAGACAAAACAUGGAUGCAUACUCCUGAGGCUUUAUCAAAACAUUACAUUCCCUAUAAUGCAAAGUUUCUUGGCAGCACAGAAGUAGAGCAGCCCAAGGGAACAGAAGUUGUGAGAGAUGCUGUAAGGAAACUCAAGUUUGCAAGACAUAUCAAGAAAUCUGAAGGCCAGAAAAUUCCCAAAGUUGAGUUGCAAAUCUCAAUUUAUGGAGUGAAAAUUCUAGAACCUAAAACAAAGGAAGUUCAACACAAUUGCCAGCUUCACAGAAUAUCAUUUUGUGCAGAUGAUAAAACUGACAAGAGGAUAUUCACUUUCAUAUGCAAAGAUUCCGAGUCAAAUAAACAUUUGUGCUAUGUUUUUGACAGCGAAAAGUGUGCUGAAGAGAUAACAUUAACAAUCGGCCAAGCAUUUGACCUGGCGUACAGGAAAUUUCUAGAAUCUGGAGGAAAAGAUGUUGAAACAAGAAAACAGAUUGCAGGGUUACAGAAAAGAAUUCAAGACUUAGAAACAGAAAAUAUGGAACUUAAAAACAAAGUACAAGAUUUGGAAAACCAGUUAAGAAUAACCCAAGUAUCAACACCUCCAGCAGGCGGCGUGACACCUAAGUUGCCCUCUACUGACAUCUUUGAUAUGAUUCCAUUUUCUCCAGUAUCACCCCAGUCUUCAGUACCGACUCACAAUGGCAUGCAGCCGCCUCCAGUACCUAGCCGAUCUAACGAGAUUAAACGGGACCUGUUUGGAGCAGAACCUUUUGACCCAUUUAACUGUGGAGCAGGGGAUUUCCCACCAGACAUUCAAUCAAAAUUAGAUGAGAUGCAGGAGGGGUUCAAAAUGGGACUAACUCUUGAAGGCACAGUAUUUUGUCUCGACCCUUUAGACAGCAGGUGCUGAUGUAAAGAACAAGACGUCCUGAAUCUGUUAAAAUUGUUUUGUAUACAUAUAUAUAUAUCAGUCAUUAUUACUUAUGUCAGGUAUUAUAAAUGUGCCAAUAUAUUUUUGAGUCUGUUAACUUUUUGAGAAUUAUUUCAGUAAAAUUUCCUGAUGCAUUCACUGUUGAUCUGUAACAUUUUGCUUUAAGAACUCACUGUAAAUUAAAUCAUACUUUUAUGUUCCUUUCAGUUUAUUUGUAGAAGAAUUUAUAAUUAAGAGACAAAUUAUCCAAAUAUCUUCUUUUGUCUGAGUUCUGAAUAAUUAGCUUCUUCAAAGUUAUCUUCAUUCUCUAGGCUGCUAGUUUAUUAUUAAUUUCCCAAAAGCCGUACCUAAAUGAUACCUUUCAGAAUCCUAAGAGAUAUACCAAUGCCAAACUAAAUAUGUUCUAUAUUCAAACCAAUAAACAUGUUACCAUUCAUUAGACAGAUAUCAUUUUUUGUAUGAAAUGCUGUUCAUAUUAUUGGGAAAAUGUAAACUUUGAAUGUAACACCACCAUAUCAUUUUUAACAGGUAAAAUAACAGAAAUAUAAAUCCCAAUAAUAAUUAAACUAAAUGUGUUUAGAGUUGUUAUUACUAAGCUCUAGAUCAUAAUGUUAUUAUUAUCAGCUAUACUCUAAAUAUUUUAUUUCAUACAUAAAGAUUUUGGAAAAAUGAAAGCUUGCUAUUCACAAAGGACUUACAAUUUAGUUUCUAUCAAGAUAAGUUACAUUACUAAACAUCUAAAUGUCAUUUGAUCUGAUGGUUCCUAAAAAUGAUUUGGAAUAUAUACUGUCUAUAGUUGCAGCAUCUAUUACCCAUAUUUGCUUUACCAAAUAAAUUUUUUCUCACUGAAUAAGACUAUUCUUCUUAUAUUUCUCCCCUGAUUAAAGUAUUUUCCCACCAAGAUUUAUUUUGUUAUAGCCCAUUCAUUCUGAUACCUUAAAAAAUCUAUAGCACCUUUUCUUUAUGAAUUAUCAAUAUUAUUUAGCAAAUUUAAUGUUUUCUCCAUUAAAGUCAGGAUCUCAUUUUUGAAAUGAAUGGAAUUACUGCUCAGUUUAGUCUUUAACCUGAACAAUAACAUUCUCUUGUACCUGGCUCUUUUGCUGGUGAACUUCAGCUUUUAAAAAAAAAAAAAUUGUUUUCUAUAUAUUCACCUGUUAUGUAACAGACUCUAAUUUAUACAGAGUGCAGCAAAAAUUUAUGGUCAGAUAUAUAAUUUGGUUCAUCUCAUUAUAAGAAAAGUAAAUUAAAUUAAUGAAAAUGUGAGCUUAGAUAGAAGGUAGAUCUCAAAAAUUUUCUUUUAGUCACAGGAAUUUUCUUCAUGUGCUAAUGGUGCAUUUUCACUAGAAACAGAAAUCAAAUAUGCUUAUGCAAUAUUAUAUUUGUAUGUAUCUUCAUAAUAUUCUAUGGUCUAUAUAAGCCUUCCUCUUUGUUUUCUGUUAUCUGUUCAGUUGUACCUUAAUUAGAGGAUAGUAUAUGUUUCAUAAAGAAGAGUCUUUAUAAUUUUGUUUGUCAUAUAGUAUUUUGGAAUUUGUAUAAUGAGGAUGUUUAGAAGCCCUAUCAAUGGCUUUUUUUUAACAGAUAGAAUUUGUAUUUUUAUUGUACUUUAAAAAGCUUUAUGUAAUAGGUAUAUAUUUAGUGGCAAUUUAUUAUCAAUGGCAACACAAUAGAGUACUUUGCACAUUUAAAAUAAGUUACUUUACCAAUUUUUAAAGGUAAUCAAUCCUGCUACUGGCAUGAUUAAAUAGUAUAUAUAAUUGGUCAUUAAUUAUGAACAUUUUAUUUCACCAGUGCAUUUUUAUGAAGAUCCAGUUGCAAAUUGUAUUUCUAUGUAAACUCAAUGAUAUGUUUGAUUUUGCUGAAAAUAAAUGAUUUGAAAUAAAUUAAGUUGUAUAAUUUAUAUUUGUAUAUAUUAUAACUCAUUAAAUAAUCUCUAAUUCAUUUAGA
Odocoileus virginianus texanus is the source of this 2929-nucleotide messenger RNA. Lineage: Eukaryota; Metazoa; Chordata; Mammalia; Artiodactyla; Cervidae. The record is from RefSeq and is a predicted model, not a curated record.